CGUAUAUAUACAGAGAGACCCCCAAAAAAACCCGCAUUCAAACCUUCGAAUUUCUUCCCUCACAAUUAAACCAAAACGGAGAGGUCUCCUUCUCUCUUAUAUAUAUAUAUACACAUAUAAAACCAAUCCUGAUUUCAAAAGUUCUCUCCUCAAACUCGUUUGAUUUUGGAAACCCUAGAUUUAGACGAGAGAGGGAUCUGAUCUUCGGGAAUGGGGGAACAGUGUGGAUUGGAAGAGAGCCAACCCGUCGAUCUCUCCAGGCAUCCUUCUGGAAUUGUUCCCACUCUUCAGAAUAUUGUAUCUACAGUUAAUUUGGAUUGCAAGUUGGAUCUUAAGCAAAUUGCUUUGCAAGCUCGAAAUGCAGAAUACAAUCCCAAGCGUUUUGCUGCUGUCAUAAUGAGGAUUAGGGAACCAAAAACAACAGCUUUGAUCUUUGCCUCUGGGAAGAUGGUAUGCACAGGUGCCAAAAGUGAACAUCAAUCAAAGCUGGCAGCAAGGAAGUAUGCCCGAAUUAUCCAGAAGCUUGGUUUUCCUGCAAAGUUCAAGGAUUUUAAAAUUCAAAACAUUGUUGCCUCGUGUGAUGUUAAAUUCCCAAUCAGACUUGAAGGCCUGGCAUACUCCCAUGGUGCCUUUUCAAGUUAUGAGCCAGAACUUUUUCCUGGGCUUAUAUAUCGCAUGAAGCAGCCAAAGAUUGUUCUUCUAAUAUUUGUGUCAGGAAAAAUUGUUAUAACGGGUGCAAAGGUGAGAGAUGACACAUACAAGGCAUUUGAGCUGAUAUACCCUGUCCUCACAGAGUUCAGGAAGGUCCAGCAAUGAUUUAUCUAAGAUAUCUUAUGUUGGUGGCAGACACACAUUUCAACAUAGCUCAAGGCUGUUGUGGGCAAUGCUUGCUGCGACAUUUUUGCUUUUUUCUUGCAUGGUGUUGAAGGCAGUAGAUUUAGUUGUGAAUACAUAAUAUAACGGGAUAUGUUCAGUGUGGCAGAUAAGCUACAAUUCAAUUCUCUGAUCCUUUGAGAACUUUAUUAAUAAAAUUUUCCAAUUUUGAUAGUGCA
Argentina anserina (silverweed cinquefoil) is the source of this 1052-nucleotide messenger RNA. Its product is annotated as TATA-box-binding protein 2. The record is from RefSeq and is a predicted model, not a curated record. Gene Ontology annotation, molecular function: DNA binding; RNA polymerase II general transcription initiation factor activity. NCBI's taxonomy places the organism in Eukaryota, Viridiplantae, Streptophyta, Magnoliopsida, Rosales, Rosaceae. Gene Ontology annotation, biological process: DNA-templated transcription initiation. The coding region runs from base 211 to 816 and encodes 201 amino acids. The transcript has 9 exons.